UUGAAAUUGUGGGAGAAGCGGAGUAAGAGGGAGCAGUAUGUCUGCGGAAGUCCCCGAGGCAGCCUCUGCAGAGGAACAGAAGGAAAUGAAAGAUAAAGUGACUAGUCCAGAGAAAGCUGAAGAAGCAAAAUUAAAAGCAAGGUAUCCUCAUCUGGGACAAAAGCCUGGAGGUUCCGAUUUUUUAAGGAAACGAUUGCAGAAAGGGCAAAAAUAUUUUGAUUCUGGGGUUUACAACAUGGCUAAAGCAAAAAUGAAGAACAAGCAACUUCCUACUGCAACCCUGGAUAAGACAGAGGUCACUGGUGACCACAUUCCCACUCCACAGGACCUUCCUCAACGGACACCAUCUCUUGUUGCUAGCAAACUGCCUGGCUGAUUAAAAAGAGCUGAACUGCAUGAAUCUUCUAAUUCCCAUUAUUUCUCAAUAUGUUACUCCUCUGCUUUUAAUUUCCUUUUACUCCCUAUGUCAUUUGAGAGUGAUGGCUUUGCAGGUAGUGGUAGUGUGUGCUGCUAUUUUAAGGGAAUAUACAUGUGUAGAGUUUUUGAUUAGUUUAACAGUGCACUGAUGAAAAGAACAUGUUAGAGCAACAUAAAGUAAUCUACUUGAAAAUAAUUAUAUAUAUUACCUAACUCCUAGUGUAGGGAUGGAUCCAACAAGUAACUAACAAGUUUUGCAGUUUUAAUGUUGGCUCUUUAAUUCAUCUUAAUUAUAGCUUUGUAUGUUACUCUUAUUUAAUAUAACCUCUACUGUUGGUUUCUUCUGGAUUUUCCUUUUGGGUUUUGUAAACAGAAGUUUAAGACCACAAGUUAGAAGAGAGGUCACAUAUUUCAAACACAAAUAAAUGGGGCUCCAAAAGA
Messenger RNA from Bubalus bubalis (water buffalo), 858 nucleotides. RefSeq names its product cAMP-regulated phosphoprotein 19-like. Gene Ontology annotation, molecular function: protein phosphatase inhibitor activity. The transcript has a single exon. Bases 38 to 376 code for a protein of 112 amino acids. Gene Ontology annotation, cellular component: cytoplasm. The record is from RefSeq and is a predicted model, not a curated record. NCBI's taxonomy places the organism in Eukaryota, Metazoa, Chordata, Mammalia, Artiodactyla, Bovidae.